Asparagus officinalis (garden asparagus) is the source of this 2010-nucleotide messenger RNA. RefSeq names its product glutamate--cysteine ligase, chloroplastic. The record is from RefSeq and is a predicted model, not a curated record. Gene Ontology annotation, biological process: glutathione biosynthetic process; modified amino acid biosynthetic process. Bases 183 to 1694 code for a protein of 503 amino acids. The transcript is spliced from 16 exons. Gene Ontology annotation, molecular function: glutamate-cysteine ligase activity. NCBI's taxonomy places the organism in Eukaryota, Viridiplantae, Streptophyta, Magnoliopsida, Asparagales, Asparagaceae.
ACCAGCCUGCCGUGUUUCUUUUGGCAUCUCGGUCCGCAAGUUCGACCCUCGACUUCCGUUCUCUUCUAUCUCAAUCUUACUUAAAGAAAAAGAUUAAAAUAGAAAAUAAAAAGAAUCAAAUUUGCCCUAGAAUUCUCAAACCCUAGCUCUCCAAUCUCAAGCGACUUGGGGGUUGGGAACUGAUGGCACUCAUUUCCCAGUUACAACCCUACCAAUCUAAUUAUUUGCAGUUGGAAUGCAAUUCUAUUGUAAGAGAGAGCUCCAAGGGUUUCCCUUCUUCCUCCUCUUUGCUGGGUUUGAAUGUGGAGAGAAGGCCGAGGAGCUUAGGGCAAAGGAUGGUGGUUUCGGCGAGCCCGCCGACGGAGGAUGCGGUGGUGAUGACGCAGCCUUUGACAAAGCAGGAUCUUGUUGCGUAUUUGGCUUCUGGGUGCAAGACCAAGGAGAAAUGGAGGAUAGGUACCGAACAUGAAAAAUUCGGUUUCGAAUUUGGAACCUUGCGGCCUAUGAAAUAUGAGCAGAUUGCAGAUUUGCUCAAUGGUCUUGCUGAGCGAUUUGACUGGGAGAAAAUACUAGAAGGAGAUUAUGUCAUUGGACUCAAGCAGGGAAAGCAAAGCAUUUCAUUGGAACCUGGUGGCCAAUUUGAGCUUAGUGGAGCACCCUUGGAAACGCUGCAUCAGACCUGUGCUGAGGUUAAUUCACACCUUUAUCAGGUAAAAGCUGUGGCAGAGGAAAUGGGAAUUGGCUUCUUGGGAAUUGGUUUUCAGCCAAAAUGGGGGCUGAAGGAUAUCCCUAUAAUGCCGAAGGGAAGGUACGAGAUUAUGAGGAACUACAUGCCAAAAGUGGGUUCUAUGGGACUCGAUAUGAUGUUCCGAACUUGUACUGUUCAGGUUAAUCUAGACUUCAGUUCUGAAUUGGACAUGAUUAGGAAAUUCCGUGCUGGUCUUGCUCUACAGCCUAUUGCGACUGCAAUAUUUGCAAAUUCACCUUUUACUGAAGGAAAACCAAAUGGCUAUCUUAGCAAGCGGAGUCACAUUUGGACCGAUACUGAUAACAACCGUGCUGGCAUGCUUCCUUUUGUGUUUGAUGAUUCAUUCGGGUUUGAACAAUAUGUGGAUUAUGCACUAGAUGUUCCUAUGUACUUUGUGUAUCGGAACAAGAGAUAUAUUGAUUGCACUGGACUGUCCUUUCGGGAUUUUUUGGCUGGAAAGCUUCCUCCUAUUCCUGGAGAGCUACCAACAUUAAAUGAUUGGGAAAAUCACCUGACAACAAUUUUUCCAGAGGUCAGGUUAAAAAGAUACUUGGAAAUGAGGGGUGCAGAUGGAGGUCCUUGGAGAAGACUCUGUGCUUUACCAGCUUUUUGGGUUGGCUUGUUGUAUGAUGAGGUAGCAUUACAAAAUGUUCUAGACAUGACUGCUGACUGGACAAAAGAAGAAAGGGAGAUGUUGAGGAGAAAGGUACCAGUGACUGGCUUAAAGACGCCAUUUCGGGAUGGCUUGUUAAGACAUGUUGCUGAAGAUGUUCUAAAGCUGGCUAAGGAUGGCUUGGAAAGAAGAGGUUACAAAGAAGCUGGAUUUCUGAGAGAAGUGGCUGAGGUGGUUAAGUCAGGAAUCACUCCGGCUGAGAAACUCUUAGAACUGUACCAUGGGAAAUGGGGAGGUAGCGUAGACCCAGUUUUUGAGGAGUUGCUAUACUAAGCUACAUAUGAUCAUUUGCCCUUCGGUUUGGGCGAGUACAAGGCGAAGUCCCCUUCAAUUUGGUUUGAUGGGAGCUAGAGUAUUGCGGUCUAUGUAUCUAAUAAGUACAAGCGCUUGUUAUAUACAUGUGUUGUAAUCUAUUAGAGAAGCCGUUCACCAUGUUAUAUUAUGAUGCGUUGUGAGUUGUAUGUUUUAAAGUUUGCCCUCGAGUCAGAGGACACCCCUCUAAUUCAAAUGGUAGUUCGCCGAAACUGGGGCAGUUGUAAUAGAUGAUUCUUGGAUAAUCAAAAUAACCGAGCCUUGUCUGGAUUUCCGA